AUGGGAAGGCUUUUGGCUGACUUGUUCAUUCUCCUGCUGAUUUCUGGGCACGUUCAUGGAGUUUCCUUCUAUGGCAGAAGCUACAUUCACCUGCAGACAGUGGAGAAGUCCAUUCAGACGUUAAUCCAUGUACGAUUUCAAACCUCCAGCCAGUCCGGGCUGCUGUUUUUAGCUGCAGGAAGCAGAGACUUUUGGCUUUUGGAGCUGAUCUCUGGACACCUGCAGGUGCGCCUAAACCUGGGCUCAGGUGAGCGUUUCCUGCGCUCAGAAAAGGGCAUCCGUCUUAAUGAUCUUGUGUGGCACACAGUGGACCUAAACCACACACACCACAAUAUCAGCAUGAUAGUGGACCGAACCUCUCGCACAAAUCUCCAAAUGCCAGGACCAGAUCUGGAGCUCAGUGUUGAAGAUGGGCUCCUCGUUGGUGGGACCGCCAGACUGAACCACCCGUACCUUCGAAAUAUCACAACUGGGUUUAGAGGUUGCAUGGAUGAAUUUGUCUUCAAUGAUCACAACCUACUGUCCAAUCUCAAGCAGAAAUCUGAAUACAAAAGCAUCCACGAGAUAUCUAUGGGUUGUAGUCCACAGUUUUCAGCAACAGAAGAAGAUCCUGUGAAUUUUUUCAGCUCUAAAGCCUUUAUUUUGCUCCCACGAUGGGAAGUUCUUCAAGAGGGGACAUUCGAAUGUGAACUGUACACCUCCACAAAAGAAGAAAAUGGCAUGGUCUUGUAUAGCUCUGGAAGUGAGGGAGGGUUUGUAACCAUUGAGAUAAGAGAUGGUCACCUAGUGGCUUCAGUUGGAAAUGGAAGAGAGAGUAAAACUGAGUUGCGUUCCUUGACACGUGUCCACAGCAACCAGUCCUGGUACACCAUCCAGCUGCACUUGCUGCCUCAUAGUGUCCAGCUGAAAGUAGGUAAGGAGUUGGUGAAGGCCAGCCUGAGUCAGGAGCUUCAGGGCAUCCAACUCCAUGGGCCUUUCUUUCUUGGAGGACUAAAUGCUGAUGCACUAGAAAACACAGGAUUGCCUUUUGUGCCAUUAAAAGGAAGAGUAGAAGGCUCCUUUAAAGGAUGCCUUCGAAACAUUAGAGUAAACUCUCAGAAAACUGGCUUACCUCAUGCCAUAGUCACCAAAGACAUUACUGUGGGCUGUAGCAUAGGGCAAGCUCCAAAGACAGUGAUCAUCUUAAACCCAACAGAUCCUCCUGAGUUUGAUCCAACAGCCACACAGGAAGUCAGCCAGACUGUUUUGUUGAUACGAACACUGGAAGUAGCCGAAGGAGGUCAGGUCCUGCUGGAACCCAAACAUUUAAAGGUGAGUCUGGAUUUCCGUAAACUUGGGAUCUCUCCAUCACAGUUAGUGUUCCGCAUAGAGGAGCAUCCGGUUCACGGCCAGCUCCGUCUGAACCUCGGUCCAAAUCCAGAUAGGUUGCCUGAUGAAAAGCAGGAGAGAAAUAUUACAGUGGGCGCAGAGGAAAAGGAUUGGACGUUCAGUCUGCUGGACUUGAAGCAGGGCCGGGUUAUGUACGUCCACAGUGGCUCAGAGGGCACGAGUGACUUCUUUACAUUUUCAGUUUUCUCCAGCAAUAAGAAGGAGCUUCCAAUGUUUCUGAAGGACAAUCAUCUGCACCGGUUUGAUAUCAGCAUAAGUCCCGUUAAUGAUGCUCCUCUCCUUAGCUUGCCUCAGGGAAACCUUUUUACUCUGCUGGAGAAGUCCAAACGAAAGUUGACAACAGAUGUGCUGAGUGUGUCAGACCCAGACAGCAGUUCUGAAGAGCUGUUUUUCAGCUCCAUGGGUAACCUCAACGCUCAAGCUGGGUACCUUGAGCACCAUGAUUACCCUGGCAGGGUUAUCAACUUGUUCUCUCUAAACGAUCUGCAGGAGGGUAAGAUUAGCUUUGUGCACACUGGAGUUUCUGCCUCCAGGCUGGCACUCAGGGUCAGUGACGGGCAAAGGGUGAGCAACACAGUAGUUUUAAGGAUCAUUGUAGUAAAACUUGAAUACCGACUGGUGAACAAUACUGGACUAAAGGUAAACCAAGGCGAAGCUUCCAUCAUUACCACUGGUCACCUUGCAGUAAGUGUUAAUGUGGCAGAUAACACUGUAGAUAUCUGGUAUGAUGUCACAGAGUUGCCCAAAUAUGGUGAGAUUCAGAGGCUACACUCAAGUGGUGACUGGAAAUCAACUACCUUCUUCUCACAAAAACUUUUAGAGAGGAAAAAGAUCCAAUAUGUAAGCACCUACCAUGGCAUCCAGACGCAGAACAUCACUGAUCACUUCAAAUGUAGGGUUAUCAUUAACUCUCAACCCAAAGAGGAGGUUGUAUUCCCCAUAGAGGUACAGUGGGUUCAGUUGAAGGUGACACGAAGCAAGAUGGAAAUCAACGGCCUUGAGACUGCUGUUCUUACUUCUGAAGACCUCCAUGUGAUUUCUAAGGGUGUUAAACUCAGUGAGGGCAAUAUCUUCUUCCGGCUGCUGACGGUACCAAAGAAAGGGCAGCUGUUCCUCAACCGAAAGCUUCUGCAAAGGAACUCAACCUUUAGCCAGAAGAACAUCACGGAUGGUUUGGUGAAGUACGAACUCUUCAACAGGUUGCACGAUGACACAAGAGACUCCUUCAGCUUUCAGGUGUUUUCGUUGCACGCCGCCUCCACACCGUAUGACUUCAGAAUCAACAUCAAAGCUGAGUCGACUGCCAUCACCAUCGUGAACAAAGGUCUUUCCAUAUUGGAAGGAGCAAGCAAAGUCAUCACUAAGGACGUUUUGUUCACUCACACAGCGAGUACUCUGGAGAUCUAUUACAACGUUACAGUGAGUCCGAAAUAUGGGCAGAUACGAAAGAUCAACCUGUCCAACUCAACUUCAAUCAAUGACAACGUUGUGAAGUUCACAAAUCAAGAUAUCACUGAGGAGCGGAUCAUGUACGUUCACGAUGACAGUGAGACCAAGCAGGAUCGCUUUAUGUUUCAAGUUAUUGUUUUGAAACCACACAAACACACAAACAAGAAAGAGGACAUAACCACAGUGGAACAAGCCUUUAAUAUUUCUAUACAGCUCGUCAAUGAUCAGCGACCUGUUAGGGUUGUGGAUAAAAUUUUCCAUGUGGCUCGUGAUGGACAAAGGCUGGUGACGUUAAAUGAUCUAUGCUACCGUGAUGAUGACUCUGACUUUGAGGACAGCUGGCUGGUCUACACACGGAGGGGCAUUCCGAUGGGGGAGUUGGUGCUGGCCAGUGAUCCCAGUCAUCGGCUGUACGAGUUCACGCAGCGUGACAUCGAGCAGAAUAAGUUGUUGUUUAUCCACAGCGGGGUGAGUUUAGGACGUUUUGUCCUUUUCGUAACAGAUGGGAAACAUUAUGUUUCAGCUCUACUAGAGGUGAUGGCACAGGAUCCGUACCUGCAAGUGGAGAACAGCACUGGUUUAAUGGUCCAGCAGGGUGGCAUAACAUCCCUGACUUCUACUAAUCUCAGUGUCACCAGCAACCUUGACAUCCGAGACCCCCAGGAGGUGACGUUUGAGGUCUUUAUUCCACCUAAACAUGGAGUGCUCUGCUUCAAUGAUGGACUGAGGGAGACCAUAAUAGGAACAGAUGCCAUUUCAGUGUUCACCCAGGGAGACCUGGUGGCAGGGCGCUUAGCGUACCAUCACAGUGGAAACAAUGAGCUGUUGGAUGUCUUCAAUGUGACCGCAAGAGCAAGAGAAAGGAGCACAGAAAGGCGUACAGAAAGAGGGAGGAGGGAAGUACACCUGGAUAUCGGCGUGCCUGUAAAAGUGUACCUGGAGAGUCAUCAGAGACCUCCGACUGUGAAAAACAACCAUCCAGUUGUGGUGGAAGAGGGACAAAACGUCUCUAUAAGUAGGGAACAUCUAGAGGUGGUGCACCCGGACAGUCAGCCCUCAGAGAUGAUAUUUACGGUCUUAAACUCUCCUGCAGUGGGCAUCAUUUAUAAAUUAUCUGCUGGCAAAAAGGAUCAUCAUGUAAAAGGAGAAAAGCAGCACCUACAUAAGUCCUCUGUCCGGGAUAUCAAGGAGCACCCUUUAACAUCCUUCACCCAAGAGGAUCUCAAUCAGGGAUUAAUCAUCUAUGAUCAUCAGGCUGCAGGAUACUGUAAUGACUCUGUUCUGUUGGAGGCAACCAAUGGGGUAACAAAGGUUGGCCCGAUCAGACUGCUCAUUGAUAUCAUACCAACCCUUCUUCCCUUACAGGUGUCUAACUUGAUCCUUGACGAAGGCAUGUCCCAGCCUCUCACUUCUGAGAUCAUCAAGGUUGCAAGUCAUCACUUCUCAGGGAUGAAUUUUUUGUACCAAGUAAUCGUUCCACCAAGAUUUGGACACUUGGAGCACAGCCGGAUUCCAGGGAUGCCUAUCAAUGCUUUUACACACACUGAGGUAGAACAUGAGUACAUCUCCUAUGUUCAUGAUGGCAGUGAGACACUGACGGACAACUUUACCAUCAUGGCCAACCAGACAGAAUUAAAAAAGCACAGCCUGCCAUGCAUCAUUCACAUCAAUGUCUCACCAGUCAAUGAUGAGACUCCUGUCGUCACAACCAACCAAGGCCUGAAGGUGUGGGUGGGUUCAGUAACAGAGAUAACCACAAAUGAACUGAGUGCAGAAGACUCUGACACACCACCUGAGGGGCUGGAAUUCAUUAUCACACCCCCCAGCAAUGGACACUUGGCUCUGAAGAGUGCUCCCUCCCGACACAUUCUGAACUUCACCCAAACUCACAUUCAAAGCAAACAGAUGGUGUUUGUACACAAUGGUCCAUUAUCAGGUGGUUUUCACUUUCAGGUGAAUGAUGGAGUGAAUGUUGCUCCUCGUCAGAUCUUCAGCACAACUGCUCAUGCUUUGGUUCUCUCCUUGCAGAGAAACCAUCCCAUGGAGGUCUACCCAGGCUCUGUCACACUGAUUUCAGACCAGGAGCUUCAGGUUGUAACAAACAACAACAGUGACAUCAAAAGAAACCAGCCUGUAACAUAUGCUGUGACUUCUCCUCCUAAACUCGGCCGCCUUGUCCAACGAAUGCAUGACAACUCUUUCAGAAAUAUUUCUACAUUUACUCAGAGCAUGGUGAAUGAUGGUGUUAUACUGUAUGAUCAGAACAAGCCAGAGACAGUCGGGUGGUCAGCAUCAGACUCUUUUUCUUUCACUGUAACUUCUCCGCCUGCUUUUCUUCCUCCACACACUUUUUCCAUCUUAAUUUCCUACCAAGCUAAUGAGCAUCAGGGCAACCCUCAACACAAGACCAGACUUCUGAACAAUGCAGGUGCUGUGGUGAAAGAAGGAGGCAGUGUGACAAUUGAUCGUUACAAGUUGGAUGCUUCUUAUCUGCUGGGUAAUGUUCCAGAGUCCCAGAGAAAAAAACACCAUGUCAUGUAUCGAGUGAUUUCUCUGCCCCGACAUGGAGUGCUGUCUAUACAGGGACACCAUCUCACCAGAAACCAACCAGAUUUCUCCCAAGCUACCCUGAACAAGUUUGGCAUCACAUAUGUCCAUGAUGACUCGGAGACGACAAGCGACAGCUUCACUUUUAGGGCCUGGGCGGCUCCUUUCCACCACUCUUCCUCUUCCCAAUCAUCACCCAUGUCUGUUUUUUCCUUGGAUUCCUCGUCGUCUUUGUUAUUUUCCCCUCUUCAUUUGGCAUCAGCAUCCUCCUUUCCAUCACUUGGCAAUGUUUCUCAUCGUCAUCCUGUGAAAGACCGAGUGACUGUGACAGAGACAUUUAACAUCACAGUGACGCCGGUCAAUGACCAUCCACCGUUGAUCAGAAGCAGAGCACCCAGUAUGAAAGUUGUGGUUGGAGAAAGAGUUGUUCUUGGACCAGAUCAUCUUCAGGUUGAAGACCAUGAUACACCACCAGAGGAGCUGCACUACUUUGUAAUCAGCAAGCCCAACAAUGGUUACCUGACUUUGGGAGAAAGACCAGAAUCAGUCACCUCUUUUACUCAGUAUGAUGUCAACCAUGGCCGACUACAUUUUAUUCAGCAGGGUGAAUCCUCAACAGGAGUUUUCUAUUUCAAUGUUACUGAUGGUCAUCACCGUCCGGUCUACAAAUUGUUUAGCUUAGAGGUGAUUAAACCCACUGUAUCCAUGGUGAACAACACUGGGCUGUCAUUGGUUCAAGGUCGCACCGCCGUUGUUCUGACAACCAACCAGCUGGCAGCUCAAACCAAUGGUCAAAGACAGGCCAACAUCUCCUACACGGUUACCACACACCCCUUUCAUGGACGCAUUGCUAUAAACGACCAAGAGGUGAUCACCUUCUGCCAUGAGGAUCUCCAGUUUGGUCAUGUGGUUUAUCACAUGACAGAUCUUAGUGCAUCAGAGGACAGCUUUCAGAUCUCAGUGUCAGCAUCAUCUCUUGGUGUAGAUUAUGGGACUUUACCAGGGCAGACCGUGAAUGUGACUGUGCGACCUCUGGUCUACUUGAGAGAACCCAUUAGAGUUCCAAGUGGCAUUGCUGUGAAACUGGGGAAAGCCAUGAUUGAUGCCUCCGACUUGGCCAGAAUAAGUAGAGUCAACCCAGUUUUUGAGGUUCUGUCUCCACCAAAACAUGGGAAACUAGUCAAGAUUACCUAUGACCUUGACGAAGCGGCAGAGGACCUGAAGACAUUUACGUUCAGAGAUGUUGUUCAAGGCAGAGUUGCCAUCGAAGAGACCCUCAGUGACUCUGACAACCAGCUUAACAUUAAUGAAUCCAGAGUCACAACAGCUCGAGGCAAUGCACCUGCCACACCUCUCAAUGAUUCCUUUACCUUCUUGUUGAAGGCUGGAAAUGUCCAGCCAGCAAAGGGCGAGCUUCACUUCACCAUUUUUCCCCAUCGCCAAAUGCGUCAUGGCUCAAGAAUUUCAAAUAAAGUGGAUACUAGUAGUUCAAGUCAUGAACGCACGACAACCCGUUUCCAGACACACAACAGGACUACAACAAGAGGUGGACAAGGAACAUCUGUAACAGACGGUGUGGCCGGGGAUGGUUUGCAACCUCACAUUUUGUCACAAAGAAAACAAAACAAGACCCAGCAUAAGGUGAAGUCUCAUAACCGCUCGGGGAACCACACACGCAGCGGGACCCAUGGAGGGAGAUCGGGGAUCAUUCCAGAGGGAGCAGAAAAGGGCAGCAGUCAUACCCCACAACCUCACACUCCUCCUGUCCCAGAGACACACACUCCUAUGAACCAUCCAAACACAGACCUGGUUCAUGUUCAGAUUCUCCCUCGCCCUUCCUCUGAUCCACUUCUUAUUAUCUUGCCACUGCUGGCCUGUUUGCUUCUCAUCAUAAUCCUUGUGGUUGUGAUCCUGGUGUUCCGCCACCGCAAAGAGAAACAGGCUCGGCAGCAGCUAAUGCAAGAACUGGCUGCAGUGCAGUUACCCACGGAGGACAGCCUUUACCUGGGACGGCCAGAACGCAGUAUGGCUAUGCCCAAUGUGAUGGUCACCCCACUUGGCUCUGCAAGCUGCCCAACUUCCCCCAGGAUACCAUUGAGUCCGAGGAGGAGUCUGGCUCCUGGAAUGACCUUCUGGGGGCCAUUUGAAUCUGAUUUAUUGGGUGGAGAUGGACAUAUUAGAGGGUUUGACAAUAAUGAAAGAAACAAUAAUACUUGUUGUAAUUCACCACCAGAUUCUCCUGCUGUAUUCACCUGGAGAUCUCGGUCCUCUAUUCCAUCUCUUAAAGACAAUCAGUACUGGGUUUAGGAAAAUGUAACUUUUAUAUAAACUGUGCCUUAGAGGUGUAAUGACUGAGAAUGAUACUGUAUAUCUGCUUUUU
Molecule: messenger RNA, 7765 nt
Organism: Nematolebias whitei (Rio pearlfish)
Lineage: Eukaryota; Metazoa; Chordata; Actinopteri; Cyprinodontiformes; Rivulidae
Product: chondroitin sulfate proteoglycan 4-like
Exons: 22
Coding region: 1-7692 (2563 amino acids)
Source: RefSeq, a predicted model, not a curated record